Messenger RNA from Ornithodoros turicata, 5038 nucleotides. Its product is annotated as junctophilin-1-like. Gene Ontology annotation, cellular component: plasma membrane; junctional membrane complex; endoplasmic reticulum membrane. The transcript has 9 exons. The record is from RefSeq and is a predicted model, not a curated record. The coding region runs from base 179 to 2620 and encodes 813 amino acids. NCBI's taxonomy places the organism in Eukaryota, Metazoa, Arthropoda, Arachnida, Ixodida, Argasidae.
GGCCUCUGGCGCGCCCGUGCGCACUCUCAGGGCGUGCUGUGCGGGUCGGCCGCAGACUGUGGAAGUCGUCGUCGAUCCCCAGAAUCUGCCCUUCGAACGACCCUUUUGUUAUUCGCACGACGACGACGACCAGCGAUGGCGUCCGCGGCUCUGAACGUGCCGUGAUAGAGGGAAGAGGAUGAGCGGCGGCGGGCGUUUCGACUUCGACGACGGCGGCACAUACUGCGGCGGCUGGGAGGAUGGCAAGGCUCACGGCCACGGCGUGUGCACGGGUCCAAAGGGCCAAGGGGAAUACUGCGGCUCAUGGCACUACGGUUUCGAAGUGUCCGGGGUGUACACAUGGCCUUCGGGCAGUGGCUACGAGGGCCAGUGGCAGAACGGCAAACGGCAUGGACUGGGCGUUGAAACCCGCGGACGCUGGAGGUACCGCGGUGAGUGGACGCAGGGUUUCAAGGGUCGCUACGGAGUACGGCAGUCGCUUAGUUCUGGUGCCAAGUACGAGGGGACCUGGGCAAACGGACUUCAAGAUGGAUAUGGCUCCGAAACAUACGCCGAUGGAGGCACUUACCAGGGCCAGUGGCUUCGUGGCACCCGGCAAGGGUAUGGCGUACGCUCCAGUGCUCCGUUUGGCUUGGCUGCACACAGUCGAGCUUCCAAUCCGGCGGUGACGACACCUAAACCAGCGACUGGACCUUCCAUUCGGACCUCCCACACCUCGCUGGACAGCGCGCACACGGUGGACCCGGCUUCGGACAGGGACCGGAAGAUCGAUGACUGCCGUGGUGGUUUCGUCCUCAAGGCGCGUAGUGACGAUGCACCGCAGCGACGAAGAUCCCUCGCUGAGAAGUCGUCCAACUUCAAGAAGUCUAUACUCCAGGGCUUCCGCAUCAAGAAGCAGCACAGUACGGGGGACAUCGACAAACGUACAGCGACGAGUGGUUCAUCGCUACGUUCGUCGGGAUCCAACAUGAGCUCGGCUAGCUCCGAGUCUGGCCAGUCGGGGCUCACCGAAGCGCAUACAGACUCCAACGCCUCUUUCGUCUCACAGGAAGACACAACGGACCAGAGUGUAGUUGAAAGUUAUAUGGGAGAAUGGAAGAACGACCGACGGUGCGGCUUCGGCAUCGCGGAGCGCUCGGAUGGUCUCAAGUAUGAAGGAGAGUGGUACAAUAACAAGAAGUACGGUUAUGGUGUGACUACCCUCAAAGACGGAACACGAGAAGAGGGCAAGUACAAGAACAACAUUCUCGUUACCUCGGGCAAGAAGAAGCAUCUCUUCUUGCUCCGUUCGGCCAAGUUUCGAGAGAGGGUUGAAUCGGCCGUGGCGGCAGCUACCAGGGCCUCACAGACUGCUCUGCAGAAAGCUGAUAUUGCCAUCUCAAGGACAGCCACGGCUAGGGGCAAGGCAGAGCAGGCCGAUGGGGCUGCUGUGCAGGCUCGAGACAACGCUGAAGUUGCAAGGUCCAUCUCAAAACGAUAUGCACCAGAACUGUACAGUCCUGUCACACUGGGUGAAGGGGUCGACCACGCAAAACUUCGUGUGAGUGGAGCGGCUACACCUCAGCGCAGAAGGUCCUACUUUCAGGCCCCCAGGGCACAGGAACUGACAGCGCCACAAUUAGACGCGGAUCAACAUCAUCUUUUGAACGCGCUGAGCAAAGCCCAGCAGCAGCUUCAGCAGCACCAACAGCUGCAGCAACUGCAGCAGCAGCAGCAACAAUCACAGCAAGCGCUGCAAAAUCAGCAACCGCUUCAGGUGCAGCAACAAUUAACGCAACAAUACUCAACGAACCCACCACUACAUAAUCAGCAAAUAUAUCGCAACAAUCCAAAUUCUAUCCAAGUAGCCUCCAAACCUCCUCUUCCGCCGCAGAGCUUGCCUACAUCUCAGGAACAGCACGAAGACGACAUGCCCCAGGUUCCUGGAGCCCCAGAGCCGCCUCCACGUACCCCGCAUGGUUCACUGCGAGGUGCCAGUGCUGGCGGUUCAAGGUCUACUUACCGCGAUCCAUACUCCUUCCAACAAGCCAUGAACGAUCACUUUGACCAGUACCGCAGAGAUAGGACUCCAUCGCGACCUCCCUCUAGAGCGAGGGCAUCUCCAGUGCCACGCGUUAUAUCCCCACAGAAGGCUCCUGACCUAACAUCCUUCUACGGCGCCGACUGCACCCCAGACUCAGGGGUAUCGGAGUCCAUGGAUGGAGACUCUUCACCUACAAGGCCUUCUUCUGGUAGGAGAUCGACGUUGCCAAAUAUGCCUGCGGUCGAAGUUCCCCAACGGACGUCCUCUUUAUACGUGAAUCCGCGAAAGAAGGACAAACUGUUGGUACCCAACGAAUCUCAACCUCUGAAACGAAAAAAGAGCCUUCCUAACAUAGCUGACGCUGUGGUGAACACGAAAGAACCUGUGAUGUCACGGGAGGAAGUCGCGGCUCUCAGCUCCCAGCGGAGAGACGAGCUGCGGCGAUUGCAUGAGCAGGCAGAGAGGAUGAGGGCAAAUCCACUGCUUUAUGUCUUCAAUCCCGAUGUCAAGGAUUGGCUGUCGAAGCAGCAGCUGGUAAUGCUCGUCUUGUUCAUCAACAUCAGUCUGGCAAUCAUGUUCUUCAAGCUUCUCACGUAGUCCCAGGAGACUUCAUGACACCUGGCAUGAAUAGAGCGCCAUUCAUCAUGUUGGGGCGUCGGCUACGUCCCUAUCCGCUCUUUCUUUUUCUUUUUUCUACAGUUGUUCGACGAAGUAUUCGCUUGGCUUGUCGCCGGGAUUCCCGGCACUUCUUCCACAUCGUGUGAAGCAAGAGGCACACGCGCCGUUUUUCGGUGCUCUUUGAAAAAGCGUUCGAAAUAUUCGGGGGUUGUUUCCGCAUCAUGUCCAAUGCAUUUCCUUCCCUCAGUAUGGCGUCUGUUGUUAUACAGAGUGUGACUUAUAUUGAGCGAUCCCCCGCACGAAGUGGCUUGAAUGGCUGGAUGCUUCGAAUGAUUUCGAUCCGAAGUUGUUUUUCGAUUUCAUCAGUGAUAGGUAGUGUGGUGAAUUUGGAGUAACGAUAUCUGCGUUGUAGCUCACCUCGAGUAUUUCUAGAAUUGACCCGUGUUGCCCCUUGCACGAACUUUGAGUGAUUUUAUUUUUCAGAACUAAUGCAUUUAACGUGGCUUAUUGAAAUCUUCCUUCAUGUCCUUUCUGCGCGACGUUUUCCAAAUAGCUGAAGUACGCGCGCUUGACUAAGAACACCGUACAUCGUGUGAUUUGACCCCACUUUUAAAUUUCAUCCCCUAUUUAAAUGAGCUGACAUUUCAGAAAUCCCUGAUUAUGUAUUCUUUCGCUGUGGGCCCUAGCAUUGCAUGCACUCAAAUGUCAUUCAUAUUUCAACAACAGUCUUAAACGGAACCGGCUCCGAAUACUAUGAUCUUUUAAGCUGUUAACUCUUUCAUCGUGAUUCUUGGGCGACCACAGAAUUAACGUACUGUAAUUGAGUCGACACUUAAUCUACAACAGUUGGGUUGGUGAUUUGUAAGGCGGAAAAAAUGUGUACAGAGCUCAUCAUCCUUUUCUUGUGGGACGUAGGUUUGUUGUUCGAUGAACUCAGCCAAUUUGUUUCAGCCAUCGUCUUCCCCAAAUAUGGUACUUUACGGUACUGUAUGCGGUCGAACGGAUCAACGCAAGCCACUGGAUGCAUGAGUGAGAUGUCUAAGGCUUUGAAGACCUUCAGUUAACAACAGAUUUGAAUGUCUGAGUUUUGUAGUAUACUACGGAUGUGUGAGGUUUCAUAAGAUUCUUAAAGGGAUAUGAUACUGAUACACAAUGAUUGGUGAUGAACACAUAUGUAGAAGGAAAAGUGGCUGGAACAGUGGUAAUACAUACAUAUGUGAAAAGCGGAAGUUUCCUGGCUGCACCACAGUUUGUAUGUCCGCUUAUCACGCAUGAGCAAACUAUAUAUAUAUAUUAUAUAUAUAUAGUCUCCACUUUUAGUCCGACAUGACCACUCAGAAUGUAACUUGGCAUUUUCUAGAAUGUUUACGAGCUCAGCCUGUCCAGACAAACACCGCACCGUUAGUGCCUCUCUCUAGUCAGCAAAAAAAUAGUUCUUUUUUAUGAGGUUUAUUAGUGCAGGAUUUAGAGCUGUAGUGUGCUCUGAGUCGACAUUUUAUAUCGAGAACUUGGUCACCUGAAUGCUGUGAUUUUAGAGCCUAUUUCCAAAUGUGUUUAUUCAAAGUUGUUCCAUUGCAAAGUUAUUCCAUUGGUUAUGUAAUAUCUGUUCACAAAACAUCUCCUGCCACUUGAGCGAGUUAAUGUAGCUUAUACGUAUAAUCAACAAUUUUACAGCAAAAGUUGACAAUUCAAGUAUUCUAUUCACCAGAAAGUGUGUUUAUAGUCCUUCACUUAGAAAACGCCCGCAGUACGCGCGUGCAGAAAACUGCUACGUGCGGACGUAUCGCCAGGUUAUGUAGCACCAUAAGAUUCAAAAACAAUGUCAGCUAAACAAAGUGUGCAACACAGAAAUUGUAAAUUGGGUUUGACGAAGAACGCGACGCCGACCUUAUUCGUGAUUCACUAUAUUCCUACCCACAAGAGUUGUAAAACUUGGUACCAUGGAAGUGAUGCGUGGUGCGGAUGAUUCAAAACCUCACACGUAUUAAGGAAAACCUCAAUGGUUGAAUCAAUAUUGACCAUUGUAAUGCACUUCCGUUGAUUUGAGCGGAUUGUUGAAUGGUGAUUUGUUCACACGAACAGUCGCCCUCAAACCAUGGCGACAAGUGAGUGUGGACUGUUUGAUGGUGACUGCACCUAUGUGUACUUCCUCUUUGCAAUUGUUGGUGUCUACUUUGUUUUUACCUGUUGUAAAGGCCCCACUUUUCUUUGUGACUGUUGCACUCCUCAUUUGGCUCAACUCAUGCACACUGCUUUAGGAUUCACCGAGGGAAGUCUGAAAUCCCCUCAAGUUGGAAAUGAAUUCCUCUGUGUCCCGAUAUUUCUUUUACUCUCCGAGGCUCCAAAUAGCGUGGUCUGAUGGCGAUAUCUUGAAUAAUAAAUUUUUCUAAUGAGGUC